Paramecium octaurelia is the source of this 417-nucleotide messenger RNA. The record is from the annotation of a GenBank genome assembly. NCBI's taxonomy places the organism in Eukaryota, Ciliophora, Oligohymenophorea, Peniculida, Parameciidae.
AUGAUUAAUUAAUACAUUGAAAUCAUUAAACAACUCAGACUUAUUAAGAUCGAACAACUAUUACUACAGAAGUUAAUUUACAAAUUGGCAAACCAACUGCGACAUUUCCCAGAGUUCAGAAUGCUCAAGAAGUUCAAUAAACAAACAACCAAAAUCAUUCAAUCGUGUACUCAAUAAAUUAAAGACAACUCAUUGUAAGGACCAUAGAUAGUAGAGUCAAUCGAGAAGACACAAUCCUUCUUAUUAACGCUGUCUUAUGUCAUCACGGGAAAUAUUAAAAGAAAAUUACUCAUCUAGUUCUAACUCUUAACUUUUGGUGCAAUAAGCAGAAUAUAGGCAUGCUUUGAUCAAGUUAAAAAUAUAAUUAAUUAAAUGGAAUAAGGCAAAACAAGCGCAAAUCCGUAAGUCAUUUCUUGA